Brassica oleracea var. oleracea is the source of this 1567-nucleotide messenger RNA. Its product is annotated as transcription factor DIVARICATA-like. The record is from RefSeq and is a predicted model, not a curated record. Lineage: Eukaryota; Viridiplantae; Streptophyta; Magnoliopsida; Brassicales; Brassicaceae. Bases 500 to 1378 code for a protein of 292 amino acids. The transcript is spliced from 2 exons. Gene Ontology annotation, molecular function: DNA binding.
AGAAAAAGCUGUAGCUAUCAAUGGUGUGGGCGCUUAAUGGUUAUCAUCACUGUCUCUAUUUUGUUUCGAACUUCCGCUUUAACAAUGGCGUUUUGACCUCUCUCUCUCUCUCCUUCAACUUGUUGUCGCAAUCCCUAGAAGACCCAAUAAACCCCUAAUUUCUCUUUCAUUUCCAUAUUGAUUUGCCUCGCGUGUACUUCUUCGUUGUGCUUCUUAAGAAUCAGAUAAACCCCUCUCUCUCUCUCUCUCUUCGCUGCUCUGUUCUUAGCUCAUCAGUAAGAUACGCCAAAGAUAUCCUCUUGAAGGGUUUAUCGCCCUUAUUUUCGGGGAAUUCGAUUCAGUAGAAAAGAGAUUCCCUUUUCGAUUCGUCUUCUCCGAGAUUCUCUCUCUCUCUUUAGUUUAUCCGAGUUAUUAGUGAGUUUCUGUGGAUCUCUAGCUAAAAGAUUCCAACUUUGCUGAUAGUCUGGUUGGAAUCCUAGUCUGAUUAGAUUUUUAAAAAAUGACUGUGGAAGAAGUUAGUGAUGGUUCUGCGUGGAGUAGGGAAGAUGAUAUUGCGUUCGAGAGAGCUCUUGCUAAUCAUACAGAUGAAUCCGAGGAAAAGUGGGAGAAGAUUGCUGCUGAUGUUCCAGGGAAAAGUGUUGAGCAGAUUAAAGAGCAUUACGAGCUUUUAGUUGAGGAUGUUGGUAGGAUUGAAUCAGGGUGUGUCCCUCUUCCUUCCUACCGUUCUCCUCCUGAGGAUGCUGGUGACGAUGGAGGAAGUAGUAAGAGAGGAGGUAACAGUCAUGACCAGGGAAGCAAAGCAAAGGCUGAUCAAGAACGACGAAAGGGUAUUGCCUGGUCCGAGGAUGAGCACAGGUUAUUUCUUCUUGGUUUGGAUAAGUACGGGAAAGGUGAUUGGCGUAGCAUUUCUCGUAACUUUGUGGUAACAAGAACACCGACCCAAGUAGCGAGCCAUGCUCAAAAGUACUUCAUUCGUCUAAACUCAAUGAACAAAGACAGAAGACGAUCAAGCAUUCACGACAUUACUAGUGUUGGCGACGUAGAUGUCUCAACGCCACAAGGACCGAUCACUGGUCAGAACAACAACAACAACAACGCCGGUUCUGCUGCUGUUGCUGGAGGAGGAAACAAAUCAGCCAAGCAACCCGCCUCCCAACCAACACCUGGACCUCCUAUGUAUGGAACACCCACCAUAGGUCAACCAGUAAGUGGACCAUUGGUCUCAGCAGUUGGAACACCUGUGAACCUCCCAGCUCCGCCUCACAUGGCUUAUGGAGUCCAUUCUGCUCCAGUCCCUGGAUCAGUGGUUCCUGGUGCACCUAUGAACAUGGCUCAGAUGCCGUACACCAUGCCGAGGACACCAACUGCUCAUAGGUAACGUCGAAAGUACCUUUGUUAUGAUAGUGCUCUCUGUUUAGGUGUAAGAAAGCUGUGUAAAGGAUUUAGUUAAUAUUCCUUGAGCGAGUUUUUUUUAUUACUUAGUUUCUGAGGAUUUUUACGAGAUCGAAUAAGAAAGAUAUUAAUCUUUAUAUGGUUUUAACCUCUAUGAAACUUUGUUAAUGUUCAA